Stegastes partitus (bicolor damselfish) is the source of this 1447-nucleotide messenger RNA. RefSeq names its product N-methylpurine DNA glycosylase (gene mpg). The transcript is spliced from 3 exons. The record is from RefSeq and is a predicted model, not a curated record. Gene Ontology annotation, biological process: base-excision repair. Bases 151 to 1035 code for a protein of 294 amino acids. Gene Ontology annotation, molecular function: DNA binding; alkylbase DNA N-glycosylase activity. Lineage: Eukaryota; Metazoa; Chordata; Actinopteri; Pomacentridae.
CAGGCUAACACAACGGCUCAUACAAGACUCACAUAAGGCAACAAAUACAUUUUUAAAAACAUAAAAGCUGUUCCUGAGUUUAGAAAUACUCAGUAACAGUGUGGUAGAAGUGUUUUUAAUUCAUAGUCCGACCCAAUUUGCGAUUAGGUUAUGGCAGGUAGAAAACGACAGAAGUUAGCAUUAGCCUUAGCACCUGGCCGAGACCAGGGGACGGGAUUUAAAGCUGCCAAACUCAAGAAGACAGUUCAGAGUCAAAGUACUCCAAAUUUAGAGGCUGAGCGAAGCCAUUAUUUCAUCAAGAACAACCUGCAGCACAGGCUGGGAGAGGACUUUUUCAACCAACCUUGUCUUAGUUUGGCUAAAGCAUUCCUGGGCAAGGUUCUGGUCCGCAAGUACGAGGACGGGAGUGAGCUGCGAGGGAGAAUCGUGGAAACCGAAUCCUAUCUGGGAGGGGAGGACAAGGCCUCACACUCAGCAGGAGGCAAACGCACCGAGAGGAACACAGCCAUGUUUAUGAAGCCAGGCACAAUCUAUGUGUAUCCAAUCUAUGGCAUCUACCUCUGCAUGAAUGUGUCCAGUGAAGGGGAGGGUGCUGCUGUGCUGCUGCGUUCACUUGAGCCCCUGCAGGGUCAGCCCAUCAUGAGGGAGCUGAGGGCAGCCAGACGCAAAGAGGGAGCCCGUCCACUGAAGGACAAAGAGCUCUGCAACGGGCCUUCCAAGCUGUGCCAGGCCCUAAAUGUACCGCGCUGUUUUGACCGUCGAGACUUAGCCUCAGACCCGGAGGUGUGGCUGGAGGGGGAUCCAGACGCAAGUCCAAUAAAACCCCACGAUAUAGUAUCUGCACCACGCGUUGGAAUCGAAUCUCACGGGGAAUGGGCCAAGAAGCCAUGGCGGUUUUAUAUACGUGGGCACCCCUGUGUUAGUGUUGUGAACAAAGAGGCAGAGAGACAGUCUCUGUCUGGAAAUGUAAUGAACAAUUCAGGUCCCUCAGAUGUGCAGCCUGACACAGGACUGCACAAUGUCAAAAGGACUUAACAGGAACACUCCUGAAACUACUCUGCCAUGUGUUCCCUUUGUGAAUACACUACAUCUUAAACGUACGAAAUGAAUACUUUCUGAAAUUAUUCAAUCAUAUUUUUAUAAUUUUGUAGUUUUCUGACAGUUGAAAUAGGUGAAUAAAGUCCAUGAUCAGUUAAUAUCCUAACCAAUAAAAAAAAAAGGUUCUUCUUCCAUUUUGUUAGCUGCUACUUAUUUUGAUAUUUUGCAUUUUUAGAUCUGAUUAAGGGUUGUACUGGAAAGUAAUCAAUUGCAACUAUACUGAAGAACUAGAACAAGACUCAGCUCAUCAGUGCCUGUUAAAAAAACAGUUGUGAAUUGUACCUUUACACAUUCAUGAGCGUUCCACGUUUCAUUUCAUCUGCACUUUUUAAUAAACAUUCACACUUGG